Molecule: messenger RNA, 3404 nt
Organism: Beta vulgaris subsp. vulgaris (sugar beet)
Lineage: Eukaryota; Viridiplantae; Streptophyta; Magnoliopsida; Caryophyllales; Amaranthaceae
Product: pentatricopeptide repeat-containing protein At5g04810, chloroplastic
Molecular function (GO): protein binding; RNA binding
Source: RefSeq, a predicted model, not a curated record
UUGGUUGUAAUACUCAAAUCACUUCUCUUGUACAGGCAGAGAAUAGAUACCCGCGAAAAAAUGGAGUUAUCUGCACUUUCUUCCUCCACCGCACACUACAUCUACAACUAUUCUUCUUCUCCGACCUUCACUUUCUCUCUCCUCGCCGGGGAAUCUCACCCUCGUUUUUCUCUCUCCUCCCAUAAUAAUCCUGAACAUCCUUCAACUUCUUCUUCUUCUUCUUCGUCAUCUCCUCAUUUUCCCGGCAAUAUUCGCCGCCCUAAAACCCUAAAAACCACCACCACAUCUAAACCCUCUUUCACUCCUCUUAAAACCCCUUCAAAUCCUCUUAAAAAUCUUCUUAUUUCCCAAAAUACCCCUUCUAAUCUCACCCCUAAACUCCGUCUUACCAGCAAAAUCUCUCCUCCUCCACCUCCUCCGCCACCAACGACGUCGUUUGGGGAUUUAGCUGAUACUGAUGAAGAAGAAGAGGAAGAAGAGGAAGAUGGAGAAGAGAGAGAUUCUGGGUUGGUUGAAUUUCGGCAAUUGGGUAAGAUUUUUGUGGGUAAUUUACCAUUGUGGAUAAAAAAACCAGAAGUUACCGAGUUUUUCCGGCAAUUUGGGCCGAUUGAGAAUGUGAUUUUGAUAAAAGGGCAUGAAGAUAUAGAGAGGAAUAUGGGGUUUGGGUUUGUUAUCUUUGGUGGGCCCGCCGCCGAGAAAUCGGCAUUGAAGGCUGUGGAGUUUGAUGGGGUGGAAUUCCAUGGAAGAGUUCUGACGGUUAAGUUGGAUGAUGGGAGGAGAUUGAAGAUGUUGGCUCAAGAGAGGGAGAGGUGGGUUCAGGGAGGGAGGGAAGAGCAUAGGUCUAAGUGGCAUGAGAGGAAUGGUUCUAGGAAGGAGUUUCGGAAGGUCGUGGAGUCGCAGCCGGAGAAUUGGCAGGCUGUUGUUCGUGCAUUCGAGAGGAUUAAGAAGCCUUCUAGGAAAGAGUUUGGUCAGAUGGUUAAAUUUUAUGCAAGACGUGGGGAUAUGCAUCGCGCACGUGAAACUUUUGAAAGCAUGCGAGCAAGAGGGAUCGAGCCAAAUUCACAUGUAUUUACAAGCUUGAUUCAUGCCUAUGCAGUUGGCAGAGACAUGGAAGAAGCACUGUCAUGUGUGAGGAAGAUGAAAGAAGAAGGAAUUGAAUUGAGCUUGGUCACUUACAGCAUCCUUGUUGGAGGCUUUGCUAGAAUUGGCAACGUUGAGGCUGCAGAUCAGUGGUUCAAAGAGGCAAAAGAGAAGCAUACAACACUUAAUGCAAUCGUGUAUGGCAAUAUAAUAUAUGCCUACUGCCAAACUUGUAACAUGGACCGUGCAGAAGCACUAGUUAGGGAGAUGGAAGAACAAGGUAUUGAUGCUCCAAUUGAUAUAUAUCAUACAAUGAUGGAUGGUUACACCAUGAUUGGUGAUGAGGAAAAAUGUUUAAUAGUCUACGAGAGAUUGAAGGAAUGUGGCUUUGUUCCUUCAGUUGUCACUUAUGGAUGUCUCAUAAAUGUUUACACCAAGGCGGGAAAAGUUUCAAAGGCCCUAGAAAUUAGCGAGAUGAUGAAAUCUGCUGGUAUCAGACAUAAUAUGAAGACUUAUUCUAUGUUGAUCAAUGGAUUUCUGAGGUUAAAAGAUUGGGCCAAUGCAUUCGCUAUCUUUGAGGAUGUUGUCAGAGAUGGUCUGAAACCUGAUGUAGUACUCUACAAUAAUAUAAUUAGAGCUUUUUCUGGAAUGGGUAACAUGGAUCGUGCCCUUCGCAUCAUUGAGCAAAUGAAGAAAGAACGGUAUAAACCCACCACAAGGACAUUCAUGCCUAUCAUCCAUGGUUUCGCAAGAGCUGGAGAAACGAGAAGAGCCCUUGAAAUUUUCGAUAUGAUGCGAAGGAAUGGUUGUAUACCAACUGUCCAUACAUUUAAUGCGUUAAUUCUGGGCCUUAUUGAGAAGCGCCAGAUGGAGAAAGCUGUUGAAAUACUAGAUGAGAUGGCAUUAGCAGGGGUGAGUGCGAAUGAACACACAUACACAACAAUUAUGCAAGGUUAUGCAGCUAAGGGUAAUACUGGAAAAGCCUUCGAAUAUUUUACUAAAGUGAAAGAGGAGGGACUUCAGCUUGAUGUAUAUACAUACGAGGCAUUGCUCAAGGCAUGUUGCAAAUCUGGGAGGAUGCAAAGUGCUCUGGCAGUCACAAGGGAGAUGAGUGCUCAGAAUAUCCCAAGGAAUACAUUUGUUUAUAACAUAUUAGUUGAUGGAUGGGCUCGAAGAGGCGAUGUUUGGGAGGCUGCUGACCUGUUGCAACAAAUGAGAGAAGAUGGUGUGCAACCUGAUAUACAUACUUAUACAUCCUUCAUUAAUGCAUGCUGCAAGGCUGGAGAUAUGAAUAAAGCAGCAAGAACAAUCCAAGAAAUGAAAGCAGUUGGAGUGAACCCUAAUGUUAGGACUUACACAACAUUAAUACAUGGUUGGGCACGUUCAUCUCUCCCAGAGAAGGCACUAAAAUGUUUUGAAGAGAUGAAAUUAGCUGGUUUGAAGCCGGAUAAAGCUGUGUAUCAUUGCCUAAUGACUUCAUUAUUGUCAAGAGCAACUGUAGCAGAAGAGUACAUAUGCUCAGGAAUUUUGAACAUUUCUAGGGAGAUGAUAGAAUCUAGCAUAACUGUUGAUAUGGGUACUGCAGUUCAUUGGUCUAGGUGCUUGCGUAAGAUUGAGAGGACAGGCGGGGAACUUACAGAAGCUUUGCAGAAGACCUUUCCACCUGAUUGGAGUGCAUCUAAUAAAGCUCCAGUAGCAUCGCAACCAGAUGCUAAUGACUCAGAAUCUGAUGCUGAUGAUGUUGAUACGUCCUAUGAUGGUUUCACAGAUAGUGAUGAUGAAGAAGUUGACAAAUGAACAUUGGUAUAACUCAAAAAAGGCUAGAAGGAGAACUUAUUCUCCAACGAACUGAGAAGAGGAAUUGAUGUGUGGCUCACAGCAAGUAGAUUUAUCAAACAGCCCGUUGGAUUUUCUUUGGAGAACGAUUCUCCAAAUAGCCCGAUUUAGAAAAGUUUCUCAAUGCAGCUCUCUAUGUUGAGAGCUCAAGCUUGGGGGACUUUUGAGGCUUCAUUUGCUCUGACUGACUAGAUAAUAGAUUCCUCUAAUUAAUGGGUCUUUAUUCUUUUAAGGGGAAUUAAUGGGUCCUCAUUUGUAGUUAUUAUUCCGUUUCUUUUGGAGAGAAGGGAGGGAACCUUAAGAUGUAUGUAUCUAUUGGGGCAUAAUCUGGUAAUCUGUUGAAAUAUUUUUGGAAUUACUCUGUAGAAAUUUGUAACUGUAACGUAAAAUCGUAGUUGGAUCAGCCUAAUUUCUGUGGUUGGUUUAAGAAUUAAGAUCUGUUAAUUUUUAGUUUAUGAUGAUUUUAGCUAAUCUCCUUUUGAUAGUCA